CUCUUGUCAUUGGUUAGACAGGUCAAGCCAAGUUACAGUAGAUAUACUAUAAUGGCAGUGCGACCUUUGCGUUAGCUGUAACAGUACAAAAGCUAAGUGGUAUAUAAAAGUAAAAUGUGGAUAUUUUUGAUGCUCUUCGGAGCUGUUAUAUCAGAACCAGUAGAUGAGGUUAUGAAUCUUAUAAAUGAGAAAGAAAUUCUGCGAGACCAUGGUAUACGGCAUAUCAUACCAGAGUAUGUAUCCCCUGAAUUAAGUGACAAGAAAGAUAUUCAGUUUUUAGAUUUGUUUAGUAACAAGGACAAUAAGCUAUAUAACACGUUCAACAAUUAUGUAGAAAAAGGUGCCACAUCAAAAGGCUUGACUUUUAACAUUUACGAUGAUGAAUUAAGGAAUGCUGCCAUAGCACUUUUCAGAUUAUUGACAAACUCCAGCCAAACUGAUAAAAAUAAUUUUGAUAAAUUAAAAAAAUGGGCAAAGGACAACGUUAACGAUGAUUUGCUGGAUUACGCGUUACAUCUUACGAACGUUUUCGGUAACACUAAUCUGGAUGCACAAUUCUUACCCCCUUUUAUUUAUAAACCGAAUUUCUUUGUCAGUGGAGACGCUAUAAUAAAAGCCCUUAAGUACCUUGUAAAUGAUGGUGAAAUCAGUGAGGAUAUCAAAAAAACAUACCAAAUUCUGAAUAUAGACAAAAACACUACAUUUAUUAAUGCAAACUAUUCUCUAUGUAGUAUUGAACAAGAAUUAUGUAAAGCACAAAUUAAAUAUUUCACAGAAGACGUGGCAUUGAACAGUUAUUAUUAUGGCUUACACCUUCUUCAUCCAUUUUGGAUGUCUGACGAAGAGCUCAAUAAAGCGAAUCCUAAUCAUGCUGCGAACUAUUAUUUCGCACAUCAACAGUUAUUUGCACGGUAUCUUUUAGAAAAAGAGAACAUAGAUCCAAAUAUUGUAUGCAUUGAAUCUAGUGCCGAACCAAAUUUUCAGCCUAAUUUAUACUACGAAAAUGGGCUCCCUUUUCCUACGAGAACUUCAAUACUGGGACGUGCUAUACGUACUCAUGUAACGUUCUUACAAAAUAUAGACAUGACUUUAACGGAAUGCAUACAAAGAGGAAUAGUUAAAGUGGAAAAUGGCAGCUGGAUAAAGGUGACUGAAGAAAAUUCCAUGAAUCUCGUGGCGAAAUUUAUUCGAUCUGAAAUAGAAGAUGUUAUGGCAGCAAAAAUUAUCCGUUCCGUAUUUGGUUAUGCAACGAAUGGAUACCCGAUUCACUUGUAUAAUCCUGCACCGUCAGUCAUGCAUCACCCGCAAACCGCAUUAAGAGAUCCAGUAUCUUGGUAUUUGAUCAAAAGAAUUGUUGACUAUUAUGUAUUAUACACAAAUAAUACUAAAAGUUACGACUUGUCUAAAUAUGAAAGGAGCGAUUACACAAUCGCAAACUUAGAAGUUACAAGAAUUACGACAAUUUUUAACUAUUAUAUGAUAAACUUGUACAAGUCUUUCGGUGAGAAAGCAAAUCCCGUAAAUUCAACAAACAUCUUCGCUAGGCAGAGAAGACUGAAUCAUGAACCGUUCAAAGUAAUUUUAACAGUACAUUCUAAAAUUGAAAAAGAUGUUAUAAUAAGGAUUUUUAUAGGUCCUGAAUGUUCUAUAAUGGAAUGUUGGGAUAUGCAUAUUGGAUUCUUUCAACUUGAUUGUUACCGGUACAGGCUUAUUGAAGGUUUUAAUAUUGUAACUUGGACUCCAGACACAUCACUAAGAUACUCCUCAGAUCAACAAUUUAAUUAUUCUGUCCCUUACGAUAGUGUCAUAGAAAACUAUGACAUAUUUAAGUUUCCCAAAAACCUUGCCAUUCCUAAAGGACGAGAACAGGGUGUUAAUUUCACCAUGUUUGUAAUGAUACUUGAAGAUGAAGAAAGUCACGAUGACUUCAAAGAAUCAAGCAUAUACAAGAAAAUAACAGAUGAAAUAAGCAAUAAACCCUUAGGGUUUCCUUUUCACAGGAAAGCGGACAUAAAAUCAGUGAACGAUAACGCUCCAAAUUAUAAAUUUCAAAAUAUUACUGUAUUUCAUAUUAAAGACCCAGUAGAUGAUAGUGGCUAUUUUUCACCAUAUUUGUACUGAAAAAUGACACAGUAUAUUAAAUUCAAUGUAAUAAAAUAUGUUUCAAUGUUUAAAAGUAUCUAUUUAUCACGAAUUAUGGAUACCUUUUUUAUUAUAACAAACAUUUUAAUUGAUGGGGUGGAAGUGUAAAUUGCUUCAUAUUGACACUCACAUAUUAUUAAAGUAACCAAGAUUUAUGUUAGCGAGAACAAUUACGAACAAUAUAGAUAUUUUUUAAUAAAUGCUGAUUUACCA
Chilo suppressalis (striped riceborer) is the source of this 2355-nucleotide messenger RNA. NCBI's taxonomy places the organism in Eukaryota, Metazoa, Arthropoda, Insecta, Lepidoptera, Crambidae. The record is from the annotation of a GenBank genome assembly.